Molecule: messenger RNA, 648 nt
Organism: Macrosiphum euphorbiae (potato aphid)
Lineage: Eukaryota; Metazoa; Arthropoda; Insecta; Hemiptera; Aphididae
Source: the annotation of a GenBank genome assembly
AUGUGCAACGAUAAUGAUAUUUUGAUACCCGAUUUGAAAAGAAGAAGAGUUUCAUCUAAAAUUGACGAAUCUCAUAAAACUCAACAUAUAAUGAAGAAUAAAGAAGAAGAAAUGAAAAUAUCAGUGUUUUUUCCAAUGUUAGAUAUAAUGAUAAGUGAUAUAGAAAUUAGAUUUAAUCAAGAGGCUAUUAAUAUGAUAAAGUGUGUUGCGCGUUUGAUAAAACAAGAAUUUACUAAUGAUGAUCUUAUAAAUUUGUCCAAUAUAUUUGGAGUUGAUUUUAAUGAUUUAGAUGCUGAGAUUCGAUUACUUAAAUCAAAUUGUUCAAUCAGUAAAGACAACAUAAAUACAUGUGAUGAUUUAAUAAAAUGGUUGGCUGAUUAUGGGAUUGGAAGAGAUAUUAUAUUUCAAAAUAUAUUUAAAAUUCUAAAAGAAUUUGUGACUAUUCCGGUAACAAGCUGUUCCUGUAAAAUAACUUUCUCAAAGUUAAGUUUUAUUAAAACAAAACUUAGGAGCACAAUGCAGCAAGACCGGUUGGAUGCGUUAUUAACAAUAAGUAUUGAACAGGAGUCUGCCUACAAUAUAAAUAUUGAUGAUGUCAUUGAACAUUUUAAAAUACUAAAACCAGUUAAUAGGCGAACGGAAUUGUAA